AUGAAUCCUUCGUCAUUAGCUCCAGUUAAUGGUCGAGAUGGGCGAAAACGCUUUGGCACAAAUAACCGUGUCAAGCAGGAUACCGGAUUUCUGGAAGGAAUCACCACGCCUUGGUUCGCCCAGUUUGAGGCGGUGGUAGCAAAUCAGAAGUUGGCCGACGAAUCACGAUACAAUUUGGUUGUUGCGAAGCUUAACCGUGAGCAGGUAGAAGAAGUAAGCGAUAUUGUAUUGGCUCCGCCCGACACCAAAAAGUAUGAAGCCUUGAAAAAUCGACUACUUAUCGUGUAUGAGGAGUCAGAGGUUCGGCAGGUUCAAAAGCUUUUGAAAGAAUUAGAAUUGGGAGACCAGAAGCUUUCCCAACUUCUAAGAAGAAUGAGAGACCUUGCUAGAAACAAGUUUGGGGACGAAACUUUGAGUAUGCUAUGGAUGGGACAUUUACCAGCAGCGAUACAGGCAUUUCUCACAGUAAGUGAACUGAAAGAUUUGAAGAAGCUGGCUACUAUGGCAGAUAAAGUUGUCGAAACGACUCGAUUUGCAGAAAUCCAAGAGGUGUCGUGCUCUAGGAACAGUUUACCAGCCACGCAGCCAAGCCUGGUAGAGCAGAUUGCUCAGCUAACGCAGCGUUUGAGCCAGUUGGAAACCUCAAACUCGAGAAACAGAUCGUUUAGUCGUAACGGAUACAAGAAGUUUCGUCGCCCUGCAUCACGAAGCCACGAUCGCACAGGACACGUGAACCGGAGAAACCCAAAUUGGUUGUGCUUUUUCCACUUCCGGUACAAGGGAAAAGCCAGCAAAUGCAUUCAACCUUGUGCAUGGCAGAAGCAGCAGGAGACUGAAGCGGAAAAAAACUAA
Molecule: messenger RNA, 852 nt
Organism: Manduca sexta (tobacco hornworm)
Lineage: Eukaryota; Metazoa; Arthropoda; Insecta; Lepidoptera; Sphingidae
Exons: 1
Coding region: 1-852 (283 amino acids)
Source: RefSeq, a predicted model, not a curated record